AGCAGAUGGUCUUCGCCUUGUGCAAAUCCUCUUCCCCAAACACCAUCGUGGGUCCCAGAAACACCUUGAAGCAGAGGGGGAGAGAGAAGGAGGGAGCUGCCGCCAUCAUCAACCUGCAGCUCCUUUACACCCAGGACCUGCCCCCAGCUGGUGCCAUGGAAGGAGAGCACAAUAAUCAACGGAGUGUGUUGAACCUGGUGGCUGUGUUUGAAGAGAACCGGGCCAGCAAAUUUCCCCAGAAGGACAAGCAGGCUCCAUACAGCCAGGCUGCUCCUGAAACCAGCCAGCCCCAGCAGCUUCCAGUGUCCCCCACCAGCCAGGGCCUCUCCCAGAUGGCUACCAGGUACCACGUGGAGCAAGAGAAGAAGGAGGAGGAGCAGCAGGGUCAGCGGGGGCUCAGCUUCAAAUGCCUCCGUUCUUUCCGACACAAGAUCAGUGAGGACAACUGGAGGAGGCAGCGGGACUGCAGCCUCGAGACCGACAGCAAGAUCAGUGAGGACAACUGGAGGAGGCAGCGGGACUGCAGCCUCGAGACCGACAGCAAGGAACCAGAGGAAAAAAAAAUAGCUCUGGAGCUGCUGGAGACAGAGCAGGCUUAUGUCAACCGCCUCCACCUUCUCGACCAGCACAGCUCAGCCACCUAUGCACAAGCCAGGGACUGUUUCCUGGAGGUUUUGGAGAGACUGAAGCUGUACAGAUGA
Messenger RNA from Calidris pugnax (ruff), 701 nucleotides. Its product is annotated as FYVE, RhoGEF and PH domain-containing protein 2-like. The coding region runs from base 6 to 701 and encodes 231 amino acids. NCBI's taxonomy places the organism in Eukaryota, Metazoa, Chordata, Aves, Charadriiformes, Scolopacidae. The transcript is spliced from 5 exons. The record is from RefSeq and is a predicted model, not a curated record.